CGUAGCAGCGAUGGGAUGAGAGGGAAUGGCCUCAAGUUGAGCCAGAGGAGGUCCCCGUUGGAUAUCAGGAAGAACAUCUCUGCUGAAAGAGCGGUCGGGCACUGGCACAACUGCCCAGGAGCUGGGGGAGUCAGCGUCCAUGGAGGAGUUCCUGAACCAUGGGGAUGUGGCACUGAGGAACGUGGGCUGCUGGGCGGUGGGACUUGGUGAUCUUAGAGGUCUUUGGCAACCAUAGAUUCUGUGAUUCUGUGAAUCGAGUCAUUUAUUGUAACCAGAGGUAAUCAGCAGCGAACAACCAAAAAGUAAAGCCUCGAGAACAUGGAAACACGUAAAGGCUUGACUGGGAUAUUGAUGGAGCAACAGGCCCGGCAGCGUUCAGGUGGGGCCAGAAGGGUGGACGUGUCACCCAGUGCCUUCAGCAGCACCAACAAGCCAGGUUCCAGCAGCGCUGCAUCCGGCACCAGGCCCCUUGCUCUGGGCUGGCUGCAAGAGCCACCACCCUCCUGCUUGGGUGCCCUCAGCCCCUGUGAGGUGUGAUGACAUCACAGAGGGUGGCAUGGAACGGCCAUUGAGACACGUGGGAUGUGGAGCUGAGCUAAGGCUGUGGGGCUCAGGCCAAGCUGAGUGCAACCUGGUGAGGUUGGCACGCGGAGGACAAAGCCCAGCAGUGAUGGGACAGGGACUCUGCAAGUGGUUUCCGUCAAUACGCACAGUGUGCGUGGGGACGCAGGAGGCCACUGGCUCGAGGGAGCCAGCAUGUGUGCUGUGUGGCCAAGUGGAUGAUGACUCCAGCAUCCUUGGGUGCAAAGAAGAGCACAGUGGAUACUAUUUCCAUAUGUAUUGUGUGAAAGCUGCCAAUGAUCUUUGUCAACCAGGAUCAGAUAGCGACAGUGCAAGAUUUUAUUUACACGACCUGAUAAGCGCAGUGAGACAGGCAGAGAAGAAGCUCUGCUUCAUUUGUGGCAAGAGGGGGGCCUUCAUCACCUGCGCGGAGCCAGACUGUGACCGCAGCUUCCAUCUCCCCUGUGCCUCAGAGGGUGAAUAUAUCACCCAGUACUUUGGAGAGUUCAGGUCCUUCUGCUGUGAGCACUGCCCGCAGCAGGCAGUGGAGGCAGUGCCGGAGCAGGACACGACCUGCAUCAUCUGCAUGGACCCCGUAGGUGACAGCAAGUCAUACAGCACCAUGGUGUGCCCGUCUUGCCAACACGCCUGGUUCCACCGGGCGUGCAUCCAGGUAGGAGCACUCCCUCGCCCUGUGGGAAUGGUCAGCGCUCAGCAGCACCAGGCCCGGCUCACACUCACGUUGCUUGUGUUUCUGGUGCAGGAGCAGGCCCUGUGCGCAGGGAUUGACUGCUUCCAGUGCUCCCUCUGCAGAGACAGGGACUAUUUUAUUGCAGACAUGCUCGCCAUGGGGAUCCGAAUCCCACUCAGAAGACCAACAUGGGAGGACGACGAUGCCUUUGCAUCCCUGGGAGUUAGGCACCAGCACUGUGAUGCCACUGACUGCCUUAAUCCACACGGCAGAGAUUGGAAAGAGGAAGAAGGGCCCUGGGAGCUGCUCCUCUGCAGCUCCUGUGCUGCACAAGGGACUCAUCGGCGCUGUUCCUACCUGAGUCACAGCACAACCGAGUGGGAGUGCAACACCUGUGCUGGAGAGGGCAUCGACUCCAACACAAAUUUGGACAGUGCUGGACUCAGCACCAUCACCCAGCAGGAACCAGGGCCUUCCCAAGGCUCCAGCACCACCAGCCAGGCACCAUCAGGGUCAGCUGACUGUUCCCAUGUGCCUGUGAGCAGUGGCCAGUCCAGCCAGCGCAGGACGGGCCGGAGGAGAAUCCGCCCGCAUUUAAGCCGGGAGGAGAACACCUACAAUCAGCCCCGAGGAGGCCGUGGGAGCUGCCGUAAUGCUGCCCCGAUUGCUGGGAGCAGCUCCCUAAACUCUGCCAGCCGUAGGACAUCAGAGUCCUCGAGGCACUCCCCAGAACUUGGCUACAACCGCUGGUGCAGACAGGGACAGCGGGCCCGGACACGAAGCCGCUCUCCGUUGCAGCGCCGGGCCCAAGGUUCUCCAAGCCAGCCCCAAACACGCCGUGGGAGCAGACAGGCACCAAGUGCUAAGAGCUGCACCCACAGCUACACCACACCGAGAGCACCGCGGUCCUCAGGGGAUUCCACAGCGGCUGAAGGAAGCUGGUCCCGGCAGCCAGGGCGGGCGCGGACUCGAAGCCGCUCCCCUCUUGAACAUCGGGCUGCAGAGAUCCACAGCCAGCCCCGAAAUCGCCGCAGGAGCCAAUCCAGGCGGCGAGGGCCACCCCAGGGGAGAAACCGCUCCCGGGUACCACGUCGGGCCCAGCAUAUCCACAGCCGGCCCUAAUGAUGCAACAGAAACAGUUGUGUAAAAGCUCCAUUUGCUGUCAUCAGAUCC
Messenger RNA from Centrocercus urophasianus (Greater sage-grouse), 2425 nucleotides. RefSeq lists its product as uncharacterized. The record is from RefSeq and is a predicted model, not a curated record. NCBI's taxonomy places the organism in Eukaryota, Metazoa, Chordata, Aves, Galliformes, Phasianidae. Gene Ontology annotation, cellular component: nucleus.